This is a messenger RNA of Anopheles marshallii, 309 nucleotides long. RefSeq lists its product as uncharacterized. Bases 1 to 309 code for a protein of 102 amino acids. NCBI's taxonomy places the organism in Eukaryota, Metazoa, Arthropoda, Insecta, Diptera, Culicidae. The record is from RefSeq and is a predicted model, not a curated record. The transcript is spliced from 2 exons.
AUGGGAGGUGUUGAUACGAGUGACUGGAAACCUCGCCGUACGAAGGGGACCGUGAUAUACAACACACGAAACCAAUUCGCCUGGAUCGUGAUAGCGGCCGGCACCGCGAUCUUUGCAACGUUUUACACUGUCGCGAGCUACAUUGGUGGCGAUGAUCUGAAGCAGCGCUUGAGAAGGGAUUUUUACGAAAAAACAGAAGAGGAGAUCGAUCGUCGGAAUUUAAUGCGAUUCAGUUUAAUUGCACCGAAGCGUGGCGACACUAUCCGGAAGCUGCUUGAAGCCGAAAAAGAGGAGCAGGCUAAGAAGUAG